Messenger RNA from Pelmatolapia mariae (spotted tilapia), 2210 nucleotides. RefSeq names its product glycine receptor, alpha 4a (gene glra4a). Lineage: Eukaryota; Metazoa; Chordata; Actinopteri; Cichliformes; Cichlidae. Gene Ontology annotation, molecular function: glycine binding; chloride channel activity; excitatory extracellular ligand-gated monoatomic ion channel activity. Gene Ontology annotation, biological process: nervous system process; signal transduction; chloride transmembrane transport. Bases 266 to 1741 code for a protein of 491 amino acids. The record is from RefSeq and is a predicted model, not a curated record. Gene Ontology annotation, cellular component: plasma membrane; neuron projection; synapse. The transcript is spliced from 10 exons.
UAGAACACAUGCACCAGCGCACUGACAGUCUGACCAGUGCCGUCCAGCCGCCUGAAGCACAGCGCCCGCUGUUUGCAUGUGUUCACCCCCCCUUGGACUUGGUGGGAGGGGGGAGAAGUUUACCCAAACACCAGCCUGGAUCACUGAGAGAGACGAUGCCUUUUUCCUCCACACCGGUCUCACGAUUCUUCAGUGGAUUUGCUGAUUCCCACAAUUAACCUUGCAAGUUAUUCAUCGGGAGUGGGGCGAGAUUUCGAGCCAGAGGAUGCUCCCACAGGUCAUUCGGAUACUGUAUGUCUUGUCUUUCUGCUUUUUCCAAGGAGUCUUUAUCAGACUGAGCUCCUGUAAGGAGGAGAUAAAGCACCCCAGCAGACAAGAGCUUUCACCUUCUGACUUCCUGGACAAACUCAUGGGGAAAACAUCAGGAUAUGAUGCACGGAUCAGACCCAACUUCAAAGGUCCGCCUGUGAAUGUCACCUGUAAUAUUUUUAUCAACAGCUUUGGUUCAAUCACAGAAACAACCAUGGACUACAGGCUCAAUGUAUUUCUACGGCAAAAAUGGAAUGACCCUCGUCUGGCAUACAGUGAAUACCCCGAUGACUCCCUUGAUCUGGAUCCAUCCAUGUUGGACUCUAUCUGGAAACCUGAUUUAUUCUUCGCAAACGAGAAAGGAGCCAAUUUCCAUGAGGUCACUACUGAUAACAAGCUGCUACGGAUUUUCCAAGAUGGCAGCGUUCUUUACAGUAUCAGGCUGACUCUUACCCUGUCUUGCCCUAUGGACUUGAAGAAUUUCCCAAUGGACAUUCAGACCUGUACCAUGCAGCUUGAAAGCUUUGGUUACACGAUGAAUGACUUAAUCUUUGAGUGGCUGUCUGACAACCCCGUUCAGGUGGCCGAUGAUCUCACCCUCCCUCAGUUUGUUCUAAAAGAAGAGAAGGAUUUGGGCUACUGCACUAAGCACUACAACACAGGUCAGUUCACCUGCAUUGAGGUGAAGUUCCACCUGGAACGUCAGAUGGGUUACUACUUAAUCCAGAUGUACAUCCCUUCCCUUCUCAUCGUUAUCCUCUCAUGGGUCUCUUUCUGGAUAAACAUGGAUGCUGCACCAGCCAGAGUUGGUCUGGGCAUCACCACAGUACUUACAAUGACCACACAGAGCUCCGGUUCAAGAGCCUCUUUGCCCAAGGUGUCUUAUGUGAAGGCCAUUGACAUCUGGAUGGCAGUGUGCCUUUUGUUUGUGUUUGCUGCCCUUCUGGAGUAUGCAGCAGUUAACUUCGUCUCAAGGCAACACAAGGAGUUCAUCAGGCUGAGGAAAAAGCAGCGGCAGCAGAGAAUAGCAUCUGCUAGUCAGCCUGGGAGCGUUGAGUCGUUGCGAAAAGUCAAUGACAUCCCUGGUAACAACUCAACCUACAGGAGUCUCAAUCAGCACUGCAGCGCUUGUGCCAGGGAGGAGGAACUGGUGAGGGAGAGCCGCGGUUUUUACUUCCGGGGUUAUGGCCUGGGUCACUGCCUGCAGACCAAGGAUGGCACUGCUGUGGAAGGAGCCAGCGUGUUCACCCCACCACCACCUCCAAUUACCAUGUUUGAUGGAGAAGUGCUUCACAAGCGUUUCGUGGACCGAGCCAAACGAAUUGACACCAUAUCCAGAGCCGUUUUCCCCCUGAGCUUUCUCAUAUUUAACAUCUUCUACUGGGUCACCUAUAAAGUGCUGCGACAUGAAGACAUCCAUGCAAAUUUGUAAAACACUCUGCCGGUCUGGGAUGUUGUGUGUUUUUGUUUGUUUGUUUGUUUGUUUGUUUGUUUGUUUUCUCGAAACCAAAACUGCCUGUCAAUCUACAUUACAAUGAGGAACCGUGUCAAAAGGCACAUCUGCUUCUCAGAACCACUGCUAAAAAUAAAAAUGUUGUGCUCAGGUGCGUCUUCAGGAUCUUGGACAUAGAGCAGUCAAGAGAAACUAGAUUAUGCUGCGUGGAUUCUGGCUGUUGUGUGCAUUUCUGUCUUGGAUUGAUUUGCCUGGAUUACAGCAGAGACGAGACACUAACGGUACUUUUGGGUUCAUGACCUUUGCUUCAAAAGAUGGAUAAAUGAUUUCAGCGAAGUUGGUCCUGGCUGAACGAGACAUUCUGACUUGAAUUUUGACACUACCCAGCUUUGAAUGAAUGUUUUUGAAAAUAUUUUUUUUUAAACAACUUUAACAAAUGGGUGCAAAC